Acanthopagrus latus (yellowfin seabream) is the source of this 2067-nucleotide messenger RNA. It is a transcript of the gene serpinh1b, whose product is annotated as serpin peptidase inhibitor, clade H (heat shock protein 47), member 1b. The transcript is spliced from 8 exons. NCBI's taxonomy places the organism in Eukaryota, Metazoa, Chordata, Actinopteri, Spariformes, Sparidae. Gene Ontology annotation, molecular function: serine-type endopeptidase inhibitor activity. Gene Ontology annotation, biological process: collagen fibril organization; negative regulation of endopeptidase activity. The record is from RefSeq and is a predicted model, not a curated record. The coding region runs from base 189 to 1406 and encodes 405 amino acids. Gene Ontology annotation, cellular component: endoplasmic reticulum.
UUGGAAUAUCCCAUUCCCACUUCUAGAAGGUUCUCUCUCAGGAUAUAAAGAGCAGGAGAGUGUGUUGCAGUUGUGCUUUUCACGGGACAAAAACUCAGAGGAGAGACCCAGCGAAUCUGUGCCAGAAUGAAAAUCGCAGGCAUCAAAAGAUCUCAAGGCUGCCAAGGCUGCUUUAGUAGACAGACAGGAUGUGGAUGACUAACAUUGUCGCUCUUUGUCUGCUGGGCCUCAUGGCCUCUGCAGAGGACAAGAAGCUGAGCAGCCACGCCACCACGCUGGCUGACACCAGCGCCAAUCUGGCCUUCAGCCUCUACCACAACAUGGCGAAGGAGAAAGACACGGAGAACAUCCUCAUCUCCCCUGUAGUGGUGGCCUCUUCUCUGGGGAUGGUGGCUCUUGGUGGCAAGGCCUCCACUGCCUCCCAGGUCAAGACCGUCCUCAGUGCUGACAAACUGAAGGAUGAGCAUCUGCAUGCAGGCCUGUCGGAGCUGCUCGCUGAGGUGAGCGAUGCUAAGAAGCGCAACACUACCUGGAAGAUCAACAACCGCCUCUACGGCCCCAGCUCCGUCUCCUUCGCCGACGAUUUUGUGAAAACCAGCAAGAAGCACUACAACUACGACCACUCGAAAAUCAACUUCAGGGACAAGAGGAGCGCGGUGAACUCCAUCAACGAGUGGGCGGCCAAGUCGACCGAUGGCAAGCUGCCUGAGAUCACCAAGGAUGUGCAGAACACGGACGGAGCCAUGAUUGUCAACGCUAUGUUCUUCAAGCCACACUGGGACGAGAGGUUCCACGACAAAAUGGUGGACCAGCGUGGUUUCCUGGUGACCCGCUCAUUCACCAUUGGAGUUCCCAUGAUGCAUCGCACAGGUCUGUAUGACUUUUACGAUGACACGGAGAACCGCAUCUUCGUGCUGAACAUGCCCCUGGGCCAGAAGCAGGCCUCUAUGAUCAUGAUCAUGCCCUACCACCUGGAGCCCCUUGAUCGCCUGGAGAAACUCCUAAGCAGAAAGCAGGUGGACACGUGGAUCAGCAAGAUGGAGAACAGGGCUGUGGCCAUUUCCCUCCCCAAGAUCUCACUGGACGUCAGCCACAACCUGCAGAAACACCUGGCUGAGCUCGGCCUGACCGAGGCCGUGGACAAAGCCAAGGCCGACUUGUCCAACAUCUCCGGAAAGAAGGACCUCUACCUCUCCAACGUCUUCCAUGCGUCAGCCCUGGAGCUGGAUGUGGGAGGUAACCCGUACGACACCAGCAUCUUCGGCUCCGACAAGCUGAGGAAUCCCAAACUUUUCUACGUGGACCACCCCUUCAUUUUCUUAGUGAGGGACAACAAGUCUAACUCCAUUUUGUACAUCGGCAGGGUGGUCAGGCCUAAAGGAGAAAAGAUGCGCGACGAGCUAUAAUGUUAAACGUUGCGAGUCGUGCUGGGUAGCUUUAUUUGUGAAAUGAAUGGCAGGAAACAUGAAAUAUUUCUGGUGUGUCUGUUACCUCAUGAGCACAUUCCAAGAGGCAACCUGAGCGUACUGUCCUUAUGAUACACUAAACCUUUUUCACAGUGAGCAUUUCUGUGAGAACGUCACAUUUCAGCCUUAAGUCAUCUUGGAUUGCACAAUGUUCUCAGUCACAAAUCUACAUGUGAGAUUUUCCAUGAACAAACAGCAGUUGGCACAGCAACAGACAACAUGCUUAUAUUAAGUAUGAUCUCUUUUUCUUUACACCCUGUUUUUCGCCAGUAUUAGUUUGGCCACGGUCAAUGUGUGCUUUCUUGCAUUACCUUUAACGUUUAAAGAAAAAAAGAUCAAUGCACAAGCUAGUUUUUUAACUGCUCCGGUCUCACCCCUUCCCCCCUUCACUUUCUCGUUGUUGUUAUUUUUGUCCAGCCUGCACUGAAUUGUUCUUGUUCAGAAAAAUUAAAGGCGGCAAAUGUCUGGCGUUUUCCUUUGCGUUCGCUCGCCAGCCACACUGUGCCAUUUUUGUUGCUGUUUUUCACAGAGAAGCUGUUGGAAUUGUGUGAUAAUAAUGUGUUGAUUUUUUUUUCAAUAAAAAUAAAGAAAAAGAUCUGUG